GAGGGAGGGAGGGACUGAGGGAGGCCCCGGCGACGGCUGCUGGGGCUGGGAGUCAGCUGCUGUGGGACCGGUGUGCGCUGUGGCACCGCGGCCGAAAGUGGGCUCAGGCUUGCAGCGGCCACUGGCUGGUGUUGAGGCCAGCCCUGCGCGGCUGUGGAGCGGAGCCGGCGGUGACGCGGGCGGCGCCAGAUCUAGUGCCGGGCUCCCGGAGCGGGGAGGCGGGAGCCUGCCUGCCCGUGGCUGCAGACCCCGGCGCCUGCUGCAGCUGAGAGAGGGAUGCGUGCCCCCUAAGAUCCCCGGCAGCCGAACCCUAGCAAAGAGAAACGAGAAUGGAUGAAAGAUGGUGGGAAGGACAUCUGGCAUUAGAUAUCCACUGUACACUCAGAGAAAAGGAGCUGAAGCUGCCCGUUUACAAAGCCCAAUCCCCACUCCUUGAGAGCCGAAGGUAUUUUGUCGACUUAGUUUCUGUGCUCAGCAACCACUGCAAGAUCUGCCCCACGGCCAGACACCUGGCUGUCUACCUGCUGGACCUCUUCAUGGAUCGAUACAGUGUGACUGCAAAACAGCUGCAUAUCGUAGCCAUCGCCUGUCUUUUGCUAGCAAGCAAAUUUGAAGAGAAGGAGGACCGAGUGCCAAAACUGGAACAGAUGAACAGCUUGGGCCUCCUAUGCAGCCACCAACUGGUACUAAGUAAGAAGGAACUUCUGCAAACGGAGCUGCUCCUCCUGGAGGCUUUCGGCUGGAACCUAUGCAUGCCGACCCCAGCCCACUAUGUGGAUUACUACCUCUUAUUCUCACUCAGUGAGAAGGACCUCUGCAACAACCGGCCUAUCUUCUCUUUCUCAAAAACCAAAGGUUUCCUAGAGAAAUAUGUCCACUACUUUCUGGAAGUUUCAUUGCAAGAUCAUAUUUUUCACAACUUCCCACCAUCCAUGGUAGCUGCAGCUUGCAUUUGGGCCUCUAGGAUUUGCCUGCAGCUCUCCCCCACUUGGACCAGAGACUUGGAGAAAAUAUCACACUAUUCCAUGGAGCAGAUCAGUGCUUGCGUUAAAGUCAUGCUGUUGGCUUUUGACAAUGACUUCAAGGAUGCUAACAAAGUGAAGAACCCGCCACUGGCCUUGCAAUCCCACAUGUUGGUUCCAGGCACACAUCAGGCUCCUACCCAGGUGCUGUUCCAACAGCCGGCCUUCCACCAUCCAGUCCCCCAGCCAGCAGCCACGCUAUCCCACAUCCAGACCCCUGUGCAAGACUUGUGCUCGGCCUAUCGUGACACCCUGCAGCCCCACCAGUCUGGGGGCUUGCUGUCAGGAAGCACCGGUCCCUCUCUGUACCACCCUUAUUCUGCUCUCCAGCCUUCAGCAGUCCAGGCUAUUACCAUCCCAGGACCCCUCCCCAGGCAGAUAGGAGUAGAACCAAGACACUGCAUCUCUAUGGCUUACGGGAGUAGCUACUUCAGUGGACAUCACUCGUUCCCAGCUGGAUGUUUGACAGAUAAAGUAAAGCCAUCCUAAGACUGUAUGUUUGAGCAGACGAAUGAGAGGGAUCUCAUGGCUGCACGGGCAGUCAGCUGUUUUGGGAGAUGUGCUAGGAUGUCAGCCACAGAGCUUGGUUAUUUUUAGGGCCUCUUCCCCCCUGGCCUUGUUGAAGCACUGGCUUAUGGAGACUUUUGCCCUUUUUAAAACUGUGAGAGUGGAAAAAUGCAAUAACAUACCUCACCAAGAACAUUUCUCUCUGAAACUCUUCCCUAAGAAGCUGGUUGUAUAGAGAUGACUUUGCAUCUGUCUUCCAGAAUAGGGACUCCAGGGAAUCAGAAGGACCUGACUGGUGGCCAUACUACCUGACCCUGGGUAGACUACUAGUCAAAGAAUGUUUCCUGUUUUUAUCAUUAAAAAAAAGACUUUAUUUCUUAUCAAUGGCAGCUAUACCACUGUAAAAUGACACUUGAGAAGUUUUUUGGUUCUUCCAGAAAAUGCCAAGAGUUGUUGGUGCAGUUUUUCCUUGGCUUAGAAGUCUAAUGUAUGUUUGAGGUUUUGUUUUUUUGGUUUAUUUGUUUAGAUUUGUGACUGUUUUGUUAUUGUUUUAAUGAGAAACACAUCUGAACACCUGCCUUCUGGGAUUGGGUGGAUGGGUCUCUUUUUUACCUUUUUUUUUUUAACUUCAAAUGUCACUGCCUUGUAGGUAUUUUAAGAUGCUGCUGCCUCCUAAAGUGACUUAGCUUUUUCGCUCAGCAAAAUGUCUUGUUUACAAAUUAUAUCAGGGAUUUAAUGUUACUUGAAGGUUCCUUAGGAAAAAAAAAAUGUUUUGUCUGUGAGUAAUGCACUGCCCAUAAUGCUAAUGUGUUCUAAGUUGAACUAUCUUGUGGCCUGCUUACUAAAAGCCGAUAGCUUGACUUUGUUUUGUCAGAAGGAAAAGGAAUAAUCAGCAAAAAUCAUUUCCUAAGCCUUUCGUAGUUCCAGAUGGCCCCUAGACUUGUUUGCAACUUUGUUCACUAGCCGGGUUUUCUACAAAACCAGCCUGUAGAUAAGAUCUUUGAAGAGUAGACAAAGGUUUAGGGUUGUUUUAUUUUCUCCUUCUGCCUCUGUAGGGGAUGAGAACCUGGCCUAAGUUUUUGUUUGUAUGAAGGCAAGAAGUGGAGCAUUUGUAAAAAUGCAGAGGUGUGUUUAUGCUUGGGGGGACUGUCAGGACAUUUGAUAUUUGAUGUCAGAUUGGAAGGCAGUUUUGGAGAGGGCUGGUUGUCCAUCCAGAGGGCUCACAGGAGGAGGAUAACAAUAUAAACAAUGUGCAAUAAUAUGUUUUUCACUCUGAUUUUUGUGAUCCAUGCUCAGUGUGUUCUUGGGGUUUUUGGAAGAGAUGAUGUGAAAGAAGGGUGGGGAUGAGUAGAGAAUAGGGUGUUGGAUAUUGUCCCUCCAACAACAUAUGGUCCUCUCCUAAACUUUUAGGAGAAAUCUGUGGCCUGUUCCCAACUUCUUUAAAAUCACAACACCAAGAACUCACCUACCUUCUGCCUUAUUGGAUCACUAAAUUAAUCUCAAUCUAAUCUGAAGAGCUUACUUUCCUUGCCUGGAAAAAAUGAAGUUUUUGUUUUUGUUUUUAAAGUAGGAUGAAGGUGGGCAGAGCGGAUGAAAACCUAAAUAGCAGGCAAAAUGAAGCCUUGGAUGUACCAUCAAGCAUUUAGCAUUGGGAAAUUUGGCGUUAGUGUCUUCUGGCCUGUUUUUAUCAUUUGUGAGCUUUUCUGGUCUCUACACUAUUUUAUUGGGCAUCCUCUCAGGACCACAGAUGUGGAUUAAGGGCUGAUAGCAGAACCUAGCAGUCAGCCUCACCUUUUCUUCCAUUUGGUGAAACUCUCUCCUUUCUUUCCCUACUGGCCCCUGGAGGAAAGCUCCCCCAAUAAAUAGCUAACCUGAUUUCUCUCA
Molecule: messenger RNA, 3413 nt
Organism: Monodelphis domestica (gray short-tailed opossum)
Lineage: Eukaryota; Metazoa; Chordata; Mammalia; Didelphimorphia; Didelphidae
Gene: CCNJL
Product: cyclin J like
Source: RefSeq, a predicted model, not a curated record